GGUGAGUAGAAGCGUUCAGCUAUAUUGAGUCGGUUCCAAAGGGGGACAAUAGCAAGUUCGGAAGAGACGACGUUCAAUCAAUCAAUCGGCGAUGGCAGCCAUCUUCGCUCGCAAAUCUUGGUCCGCUCUUCGCUCGCGUCACCUAGCCUUGGCUGGACAAUCAUGGAAGAAUCAGGAGCAUAUAGGGUUGGACUUCGCUACCAGAUCAUUCUCCGUCAGACAAUCCUUCCCAGUUUCUAGAGCUGAUGAAGAAAGAGAGCAACUUUCAAAAGAGAUGUCAAAGGACUGGAGUGCUGUGUUUGAGCGAAGUAUAAAUACAUUAUUUCUCACUGAAAUGGUUCGAGGACUGAGUUUGACACUCAAGUACUUCUUUGAGCAAAAAGUUACUAUCAAUUACCCAUUUGAAAAGGGCCCUUUAAGCCCUCGUUUCCGUGGAGAACAUGCACUUCGACGUUAUCCUACAGGGGAGGAGCGGUGUAUUGCUUGUAAACUUUGUGAAGCCAUAUGCCCGGCUCAAGCAAUCACAAUUGAGGCUGAGGAACGAGAAGAUGGAAGCCGAAGAACAACCAGGUACGACAUUGAUAUGACCAAGUGCAUCUACUGUGGAUUCUGUCAAGAGGCUUGUCCUGUUGAUGCAAUUGUUGAAGGACCCAACUUUGAGUUUGCGACCGAAACUCAUGAGGAGCUACUGUACGAUAAAGAGAAGUUACUGGAGAAUGGAGACAGAUGGGAAACUGAGAUUGCUGAGAAUCUCAGGUCUGAGAGUCUAUAUCGUUGAUGCGAUUUGAAUAUAUAGACCUGAGGGGAGAAUUUCCAUACUUUUGUUUGUAAGCUGGAGUAAAUAAACAGAUCUGAAAGAUGGUCUGGAAUAUUAUUAUGAUUUUUAUUGGUAUUAUGUUUUUUCAUUGAUGAAUUAAAGCAUCAAGGGAAGCAAUUUAAGUUGAAGAAACAAGUUUCUUAUUUGCUUCCAUUUGAGGUUUGGCGCUUAACAAUUGUUUUCAUUUGUA
Messenger RNA from Impatiens glandulifera, 1007 nucleotides. Its product is annotated as NADH-ubiquinone oxidoreductase subunit 8. Gene Ontology annotation, biological process: mitochondrial respiratory chain complex I assembly; mitochondrial electron transport, NADH to ubiquinone. Gene Ontology annotation, molecular function: 4 iron, 4 sulfur cluster binding; NADH dehydrogenase activity. The record is from RefSeq and is a predicted model, not a curated record. The coding region runs from base 92 to 778 and encodes 228 amino acids. The transcript is spliced from 8 exons. NCBI's taxonomy places the organism in Eukaryota, Viridiplantae, Streptophyta, Magnoliopsida, Ericales, Balsaminaceae. Gene Ontology annotation, cellular component: membrane.